Cornus florida is the source of this 1260-nucleotide messenger RNA. RefSeq names its product F-box/kelch-repeat protein At3g23880-like. The record is from RefSeq and is a predicted model, not a curated record. Lineage: Eukaryota; Viridiplantae; Streptophyta; Magnoliopsida; Cornales; Cornaceae. Gene Ontology annotation, molecular function: protein binding. The transcript has a single exon. The coding region runs from base 1 to 1260 and encodes 419 amino acids.
AUGGCAUUCUCAAGAUCUAUUCUUUUGGCUCUCCCUGAAGAAAUCCUGAUUGAAAUCCUUGUUAGAUUGCCAGUAACAUCACUAGUGCAAGCGAGGUCAAUCUGCAAAUCAUGGUACUCUCUAAUCACUGAUCGUAGCUUCAUUGAGUCACAUCUCAAACAUCAAACAAGCCCGAGCAACAACAACUACAGUCCUCUCUUCCUCUUUAGGUACCAACUUAGUUACAGUGAUCGGUACUGGCGUUACACACUACGUUAUGAUGAUGAAUCGUUUGGCGAGUAUUUUGAACCGGAGCUUCCAGUACAUAUCAGAUGCUUACGUGCAUGUGGGUAUUGUAAUGGUUUAGUAUGUUUGUAUGGGGAACUAAUAACGGCGGCAUCAAGAUUGGGACCGCCCAUAUAUUUAUGGAACCCAACGCUUAGAAGAAUGAAAACCCUCCCAGAAGUACCUCAAAGUCUUGAUCCCAGUUUGGGUGCUGAUUGCAGUAUGUAUUUGGCCUUUGGCUUCGACUACCGUGGUAAUGAUCACAAGGUAGUGGAGAUUAUUUGCUUCCCGCCAAACACAGAUAAGAAUAGUUUGUUCGUAGUUAAUGUUUAUAGUCUAAGCACAGAUUCUUGGAGAAGAAUUAGUGUUGCCUCCCCUUCAUGUAGGAUUUCAAGUACCCUACCUCAAAUCAUGAAUGGAGCUGCCUAUUGGAUUGCAAAGGGGGAUGGGAAUGGGGAAAGUGAUAACUCUACUUAUACCAUUUUGCAAUUCGAUUUGGGUGAUGAAGUUUUUAGAGAGAUAAUGCUGCCAGAUGGUACUCAGCAUGGAAUACCAGAUAUUGCGGUAUCGGGGGAAUCACUCUAUCUUUUUAUUAUUUGGGAGGGUGAAACUUAUCGAACAUAUCAGUGUGGUGUGUGGACAAUGGAGUGUAGCAAAGUGGGAACAUGGACAAAACGAUUUACAUUUAGUUUUUCGGAGAAUGAUUGGGGCAGUGAGACAGGCUUUAGAAGGAAUGGCGAAAUUCUGCAACUGCAUCACAGAAAUUCUCUGGUGUAUUACAAUCUUGAGAGCAAGCGAGCUCUGCGAGUACAUCACAAAACUUCUCUGGCGUCUUACAAUCUUGAGAACAAUCAAGCUAAGGAUCUUGGAAUAUUCCAUGCCUCUAUAAUUAGUUUUUUACAUUGUUAUGUGGAGAGCCUUAUUCUACUUGGUAAGGAAGAUUCUUAUUCCACAUCAUCAACAGAAAUUGAAGUACAUUGUGAAGAAGAGGUGUGA